This is a messenger RNA of Aphanomyces astaci, 1010 nucleotides long. RefSeq lists its product as hypothetical. NCBI's taxonomy places the organism in Eukaryota, Oomycota, Saprolegniomycetes, Saprolegniales, Verrucalvaceae. Bases 28 to 942 code for a protein of 304 amino acids. The record is from RefSeq and is a predicted model, not a curated record. The transcript is spliced from 6 exons.
CUCGAAAUUUCAAACCAGGGCGGCAGCAUGGGAAAGGAUGCUCGAGAAAGGAAGAGGAAGUUUGAGUUCCGAACACCACAGAAGCAAGCGUCGCCAUUCGUGUUCACGAAGAAGAAUCGACCCGACGACGAAAUGACCCCCGUGACCAAACCCAAGGGCAAGGCCACCGCCAAAUCCCCUUCGUUGCCGGCGAAGCAGCACGCAGACAACACGGUGGACCUUUGCACUCCCCUUCGUCCGACCACGGUACAUGCUAACUCGUCCACGAAACCCUCCACCACACCACGGGUACAUCGCAUCAGCGAAGUGGAAUCGAACGUUCGCAACCAAUUGACAUCCGCCAACGACCGUCAAAAGCUCGAGAUCUUCGACGCAUUAUGUGGUGUCUUGCAGAAGAAGAUCCAGCAUCACAUAGCGGCGCUCCAUCACGGCAAGGACUCGACGCAGCUCGUGCAUGUUUUGGACGCGGCGGCGGAUGCGAUCAAGCGAGAGUUCGUCGCCCCAGCAGACCCGUCCCCAUCAAGUCACGCCCACGACAGCGGGAAUACAGUGCACGCAGUCGUUGCAUCGCUUGAAGCAAAGUUGCAAAGCUUGAACGACUGCGAACAAGAAUGGAGAGCUUUUGAAGACGCUGUACCUUCAACUUUGACAUCUGCUGCGUCGCCGCCUUCGUUUUCGUCCGAGAGUCCGUUUCAUUAUUGUUCAUCAUUUCCCGUUCAAAUUGCCACAGACCAGCGGUCGUUAACUGCGCGAGUGACGGAUGUUGGCACCAAGAUGCAGUUCGUGGAGGCGUCUUUGGGCGACGUGGAUCGGAUGGUUGACGUAUCUCAUGCUGUCCGUGGCUCGCUGUUUAAUGCAUUCCACGCGACUGAAUUCAAAGGCUACGACCACAUGCACACGCCCAAGGAAGCUAUCAAGUCGCUUAUGGCACUCUUGUCGUAACUUGUUGGGGACUUGUGUGUGAACCUUGUGGAAAUAACGAUAAAAGAGGUGUUGUUGUUUAUUGCAAA